Messenger RNA from Lotus japonicus, 2272 nucleotides. Its product is annotated as T-complex protein 1 subunit delta. Gene Ontology annotation, biological process: protein folding. The transcript is spliced from 2 exons. Gene Ontology annotation, molecular function: ATP hydrolysis activity; ATP-dependent protein folding chaperone; ATP binding. NCBI's taxonomy places the organism in Eukaryota, Viridiplantae, Streptophyta, Magnoliopsida, Fabales, Fabaceae. Gene Ontology annotation, cellular component: chaperonin-containing T-complex. Bases 179 to 1768 code for a protein of 529 amino acids. The record is from RefSeq and is a predicted model, not a curated record.
UUGCUUGAUUAUGGGUGAUGAAAAAAUCGAAAGAGAUCGGAGAAUUUUGUGAUUGAUGCCGUUGAAAUUUUGGUUGAGAACAAACAGGACAUGCUUGUAGGUGGAAGUGACACAUCUUAUGGCGGAAAUGAUCCAGAAGCCAGAGUAGCUUAGGGUUUUCAGCAACCUCAUCUCAUCAAUGGCGGCUCCUCACCGAUCCUCCAAGACGGAGUCCUAUGUCGACAACAAGCGCAAGGAAGACAUCCGGCAUGCCAACAUCCUCGCGGCGCGCUCCGUCGCCAACGCCGUCCGCACCAGUCUCGGUCCCAAAGGCAUGGACAAGAUGAUCUCCACCUCCUCCGACGAGGUCAUCAUCACCAACGACGGCGCCACCAUCCUCAACAAGAUGCAGGUCCUCCAACCCGCCGCCAAGAUGCUCGUCGAGCUUUCCAAGUCUCAGGACUCCGCAGCCGGUGACGGAACCACCACCGUCGUCGUUAUCGCUGGCGCACUCCUCGAGCAGUGCCUCCUCCUCCUCUCCCGCGGCAUCCACCCCACCGUCAUCUCCGAUUCACUCUACAAGGCCUCCAUCAAAGCCGUCGACGUCCUCACUGCCAUGGCCGUCCCCGUCGAGCUCACCGAUCGUGACUCCCUCGUCAAAUCCGCCAGCACCUCCCUCAACAGCAAGGUCGUCAGCCAGUACUCCACCCUUCUCGCUCCUCUCGCUGUCGACGCCGUCCUCACAGUCAUCGAUCCCGCCCAGCCUGAAAUGGUCGAUCUCCGUGAUGUUAAGAUCGUGAAGAAGCUCGGCGGCACCGUCGACGAUACCGAGCUCGUCACGGGCCUUGUCUUUGACAAGAAGGUGAGCCAUGCCGCUGGUGGACCUACUCGCAUGGAGAAUGCUAAAAUUGCCGUGAUCCAGUUCCAGAUUUCACCUCCGAAAACCGACAUCGAGCAGAGCAUUGUGGUGAGUGAUUACUCUCAGAUGGAUAGGAUUUUGAAGGAAGAGAGGAGUUACAUUCUGGGCAUGAUUAAGAAGAUUAAGGCAACUGGUUGCAAUGUUUUGUUGAUUCAGAAGAGCAUUUUAAGAGAUGCUGUCACUGAUUUGUCUCUGCAUUAUCUUGCUAAAGCUAAGAUAUUGGUGAUCAAAGAUGUGGAAAGGGAUGAGAUUGAGUUCAUUACCAAGACAUUGAACUGUUUGCCCAUUGCCAACAUUGAGCAUUUCCGCGCCGAGAAGUUGGGCUAUGCUGAUCUUGUGGAGGAGGUUUCUCUUGGUGAUGGCAAGAUUGUGAAGAUUUCUGGGAUUAAGGACAUGGGGAGGACCACAACUGUGCUUGUCCGCGGAUCCAACCAGCUUGUGCUUGAUGAAGCGGAGCGGAGUCUUCAUGAUGCUUUGUGUGUUGUUAGGUGCUUGGUUGCCAAGAGGUUUCUGAUAGCCGGUGGUGGCGCCCCAGAGAUAGAGUUGUCGAGGCAGCUGGGUGCCUGGGCAAAGGUGCUUCAUGGGAUGGAGGGUUACUGUGUGCGAGCAUUUGCUGAGGCACUUGAAGUCAUUCCUUAUACUCUGGCUGAGAAUGCUGGUUUGAACCCCAUUGCAAUUGUUACUGAGCUGAGGAAUCGUCAUGCCCAGGGUGAGAUCAAUACUGGAAUCAAUGUGAGGAAGGGUCAGAUCACAAACAUCUUGGAGGAGAAUGUGGUGCAGCCGCUGCUAGUAAGCACGAGUGCUAUCACCUUGGCAACAGAGUGCGUGCGGAUGAUUUUGAAGAUUGAUGAUAUUGUAACUGUGAGGUAGAGGUUAUGAUUGAGACCAAGAGACAAAUUAGUUUAUGUUCCUUUUAGUGACUCUGGUUAAGUGAUUUUUGACUUGCUCUGGCUAUGGUGAAGCUUGGUGUUAACUGUUAAGAUCAAGUGCCUGUGAUUCAUUUGGAGUGUCAUUGAGUUAAGUUAUAUUUGAUCUUUUAGAUGUGUUGGAAUCUGGGCAUCUUUGUUUUGGAGGAUACAUUGAUUUGGCAGGAGGGGAAGCUUCAAUUGCCAUUGCACCAUGACAUAUUUAUCGUUGUGUUUUCGAUUUCCUGUUAUUAAACCAACUCUUCUGGUGUUUUUGUAUUUGAAUUCUGUUCUUUUAAGUUAGAGGAUGCUUACUGAGUAGAACUCCAUUGGUUGCUGACAAGGGGACUCUGUUCCAUUGGUUGCUGAAUCAAGUAAAACUCAUGAAGUUGUUACUUGGUAUAAAGUAGAGGACAAGAUAAAAAGGAUUGAUUUCUCUAAUUGGUUUUCAAUAUUUAUAUGUUUGAGA